Spodoptera litura is the source of this 3315-nucleotide messenger RNA. The record is from RefSeq and is a predicted model, not a curated record. Lineage: Eukaryota; Metazoa; Arthropoda; Insecta; Lepidoptera; Noctuidae.
UGCUACACUCGUUUCGGACUAAACUAAAGAUGGCGUUAGACGUCCGUUUAUCUCGUGAUGUGGACGAACCAUGGGGGUUCCAGAUCUUCGGCGGAGCUGAUGAAGAGAUGCCUUUGACGAUACAACAGAUAGAACCUGACUCCCCGGCGAAGCGAGCUGGCCUGCUGAACGGCGACACGAUCCUGACCUUGAACGGAGAAGAAGCCAUCGACAUGUCUCUGCUGACCGCCAGCCGAAGAGUCGAGGAGUCAGGGCAUAGCCUCACAGUUGGAGUCCUGCGCGGCCUUUACGAUCCGGUCCUAGACGACUCGGAGCCGUUGUACUACGAACCGGAAGAUUUAGGCCUACAAUCAGAACCGACUGAGGAAGAAAUAAGAGAGAUCGAGCGCAAAUCCUCUCUACUAGCAUCAGCGAUAGACGAGACCAUAAAAAGCAUAGAAGAAUACAAAGAAGAAGUAGGAAUUGAGACGAAAAAAGAAGUAAAAAAGGAGGUUAAAGUCCAAGAAUUCAAAGAAGAAAAGAUUUCAAAGAGCUAUAAAGAAUCUUACACAUCAGAAGAAAUAAUUAAAAACGGCUUUGAUGACUUAGAUACUAAGAUAGAAGAAAUGCUAGAACAAUGCAACACAAUGACUGUUGAAAACAAAACAGACUCAGAUAAUCCUGAAAAUGAGGGAAUUGUUACUGAAAUUGAAGAAACCAAAACAAGAAGAAUAAGUAUUGAAAUUGAAUCUCAAAGCCCAAAAGAGAACAAUAAAGAAGAUACUAUCAAAGUCGAUAUAGUUGAAAUUGAAACUCAUGCUCAUGAUUAUAAAGAAGAAAAUGCGAAAGCAGACACUGAAGUUGUAGAAACAUCUACUGUAAUAGUAAAAGAGAAAGAAUCUUCAGCGGUUGACACUUUAAAAGAAGAUACAAGUGUUGUAGCAGACAAAACAGAGAUGAAAGAAGAAUUGAAACCAGAGUUUACAGCAGUAGAAUUGAAAACAGAGUCUACUGAGGUGGUAGAAGAGAAGAUAGAUCCUCUAACACGGGUUAGGCCGGUAGUCUUCGAUCCAGAAAAUAUUCAGCGGCGAGGACAAGAUUUUAUGCCUAUACAGGAACCUAUGGGUACUUCUGAACCAAGGCAGUCUCCAUAUAUAACUGAGACCGGAGAACUAAUAGGCACUAUACAAGGAAUAGUCGAUGGGCUAGAAGAACCGGUGAUGGAUGAAGAGCUCGCUAAAGAGCUUGGCAAACCGGGUAUUUCUGAAGAAAAGAUAGCUACACUAAUAUCAGGGGAAGCAGAGAUGCUUAGGGAAGCCCACGUGAUGGGGCUGUCUCGAGUACUAUCCUCACAUAUGCAUCGUGCGGACGAUGACAGCGUCGAUUUCCAGAAAAUCAAGCCAAUGAUCAACUCCUUAAAAGACUCAGAAGUAUUGAAAGCAUUAAAUGAAGAACUAGAGAGGCAGAGACAGGAAGAGAAAAAGAAGGAGGAGAAGAAGUGGACGACGUUUCUGCAGAAGCCGAAGCGACCGGUGCCGAAGGCGAAGUUUGGGUACCCAGGGUGGACGGAGGAUACGCAAAUUGUUGCGGAACCAUACAAAGUGAAAAUAGUGAAACAAGCUAAACCUAAAGUAGCUCCUGAUUAUAAACCAGAGGACUUUGAAACUGGUCCUCUGCCCUGGGAGGAACGCGCGGCAACUGAGUCCUCUCGCCCUCCUGUAGAGCCGGAGGAACCUAUCCUCAUUCCAGAGGUACCGGAGUUUCUGGAGGCUGUCGACCCUUUGAAGGAGAGCGAGGUUCCUGAUCUUGAAGAGACAGGUAUACCCCUUCCGCCACCAAAAGAACCAACUCCUCCACCAGUCAUAGAAGAGAAGCAACCAGAACCGGAACCGAUAGCAGAAGCACAAGAAGAAGAACCAGAAGUUGUCCCAGAAUUGAAAGAAGAGAGAGAAGAGACAAGAGAAGAGAUGGAGAAUAGAAUGGCGCAACAGUUAGUGAAAAGCGUACAAGGGAUGGUUGAUCCAAACGCCAGCCUAGAUCAACAACUAGCCCAGAUGCGAGCUCAGCUUGCAGCGCUUGCUCAGCUUCCGGAGGUGAUCCAACAAUCCCUGGAAAUGGUCUCCAAACAGCUCACCAAGAUUUCCCAUCAGGAAGUCCAUAUGGAGGUUUCGCAUUCUGAAGAACAAAGCUAUCAACAGGUUGAAGCUACACAAAACCAUGAAAUGCAAACCAUUCAGGAAGUGAAUGAGAACAACGUAGAAGCAGUGCAGAAUGAAGUGCAGAAGAACGAAGAAACGAAGAAUGAAGAAGCUGAACAGAAGGUAACGAUAGAAGAAGUAGCCAAUCAGGAGAAUGAACAAAGAAUUCAACAAGAACAGCAGAAUAUCGCAAGAAUGACUCCUGUUAUGACAGAAGAAGAAAUAAGAAAUGAAAAGCAGAGGAAGGAACAAGCAAGAAUAGAACAUGAAUCUCGUCUGGUCAAGCAACAUCCUACGCCACGGGCAUCAAAGCCGAAACGCGUCUUCGGACCUCUGGACCCAGAUCAGACUCUUGCCGUCGUCCUACCUGGUGGUAGACGCUGGAGGAAAACCCAAGAUGUGUAUGAUGAGCAGAUGAUCAAAGAAAUGUUUGAAACUCAGUCUGAAGUCAUCAAGGGAAAUGCGAUUGGGUUUGAGAACAAAUUCGAAAGCGAACUGCUUCCAUUUGACAACAGGAUAAACUUCAUGAAAUACGAAAAACCUCCCGUAUCUCUGGACCACCUGAAGCAUUCGGAGGUUUACAAACUGGUCCACGAUAUGGACCAAACACCGUUGAAGAGAGUUGAAAUGAGGACUCCUGUCAUCUGUGAAGCUGAUUAUAGAGAGCGUUGCCGUUCAAUGACACCGUCAGCUGAGAAGAAACACCUGCAAAUACCCCAGCAAUUUCAUCCUUAAGUACAUCGAUAUAGAGUUCUAAAUAAGAGACAAGUUAUUGAGCUUCAUUAUCAAUAUCAGCUAUAUACUGUCCACGGCCUCUCAUUGGCCUCCCCUAAUGACUUCUUUAGGGAGACUAGAAAUAGAUUAUGGUGAAAAUAAACUGGUUUUGAUUAGUAUUUAGCUCGAUAAUUUGUAUCUUUGUAGUUACAUCAAGAUUACAAGUACAGUUUGGCAAAAAUGAGUUCGGCAUAAUUGAGGUCGCUAGUGUCGUACCUACCUGUUGCAAUCUGGUACACUACGACUCAACAGGUUUUGAUAUUUGUUAUUUAUAUCGAGUUUAUAAUAAAGAGGUCCGGAUAAUAGGGUUGUUUCCUAAAUUUUAUUUUAAUGUCCGUCUGGUACAUUAAUUUAAAACUUUAGA